CUCGAUACGUUAUCUUCAUGUGGGGGUGGGUAGCGUGACCUACGGCUAUCCAACUCCACUAAAAUCCGUUUAUGUGUAACGUUCACUAGCGAUCGUUCGCCCUGAAUGAUUGCUCAACAUUCAUCUCCGCCGCACCGCGAACACACGAGGAGAACGACACCCGUAACGAUCACCAGAGCAAUUCUCUGGCGGCUCUUAGCGCCAAAGACCGUUUGUUUUGGCACCCCAGGGAUGUGGGUUUUACAACCGCUGUUUUAAGCCCUUUUAGACAGUCAUGUGAUUGUAACGUAACCCGACCGGAAAACACCGACGACCAUCGCCGCCAAUGCUGCGUUUGAGAGGAACAGAGCAGCUGCGAGCCCAACGGACAAGUCUCCCGGUAACAGACAACAACUCGAGGACUCCACACACUUACGCGGAGGAAAGGUGGAAGUAUGGAGCUGGCCAAUCAUGGUCUUAUCCUUCUGCAGCAGCUCAACGCACAGAGGGAGUUUGGCUUCCUGUGUGACUGCACAGUCGCCAUCGGCGAUGUCUUUUUCAAAGCACACAAGGCCGUGCUGGCCGCAUUCUCGAACUACUUCAGAAUGCUAUUUAUACACCAGGACAGUGACUGUGUUCGUUUGAAGCCUGCUGACAUUCAGCCCGACAUCUUCAGCUACCUCCUCAAUCUGAUGUACACCGGAAAACUGGCGACACAGCUUAUCGACCCAGCUCGCCUGGAGCAGGGCGUCAAGUUCCUCCAUGCGUACCCUCUCAUUCAGGAGGCAAGUCUGGCUAGCCAUGCGACUCAUGCGCACCCCGAGGUCAGCCUUCCCCUGUCGUCCUCUCUUUAUGGCAUUCAGAUAUCAGACCAACAGGCCACACUCACGAACCGCCCCUCAGCGAGAACACAUCUCUCUUCGUCGUUCGACUCGGAAGGUGGCGGUUUGCUCGAUGUCAAGUGCAUUACCACAAACAAAGCUACCUCACUGACUCAGCCUGUGUCCAAGCACAGGCAAGCUCUGUCAGAAGCGGAGAUGGAAGCGUCCGCGAGCAUCAGUCAGUUUGUGAGGGAAGGCGGCGAGAUGGAAACAUCUGCAAGUGAGGCCCCAUCUUGCUCCUUGAGCACCAACACCAUUCGGCAUGUGAAGCCCAGCAUCAUGAGAAGAAGUUCCUCUCUGAGGAAGCAUUAUACGUGCCAUGUAUGUGGGGGUCGCUUCACCCAGCGAGGAGCCUUACGAGAGCACCUGCUUCAACACACUCAGGCUAUGCUCCCCCUGGUGUUGGAGUCCAGUGGUGCGGCUUCCCCCAUGCUGACUGGAGGUGCCGCCACACCAGAGGUGGAGGAAGUUCUCAGAGGAAGCGAAGCCGCUGCAGCCACUCCCAUCAUCGUGGACGGUGCCAGUGACAGUGAGCAACAUGUGUACUCAAGAGACUCACCUCAUCCUGAAACAGCUAUGCCUGUCCCAACGACAACUGCAGUCAGCCUGUGCAUGGCGCAGCCCCAGGCUGACACUCCACCUCCAUCCGAUAUCGCUGAUAUCGACAACCUAGAGGGUGCAGCUGACAUGGAGCGGGAAGUGAAGCGGAGGAAAUAUGAGUGCUCCACUUGUGGCCGCAAGUUCAUCCAGAAGAGCCACUGGAGAGAGCACAUGUACAUCCAUACGGGAAAGCCGUACCGCUGCAGCGCUUGCGGCAAGAGCUUCUGUCGGGCCAAUCAAGCGGCCCGGCACGUUUGCAUGAAUCUGGGCUCAGAGCCAGCGUACACCAUGGUAGACCGACAGAGCAUGGAGCUGUGCGCCGCGGACGACUCCAGCCAAAUGGAGGCGCUGUUUCUCGGCUCUUCUGGGAGACCGUACAAAUGCAAUGUGUGUGAAAUGACCUUCUCCAGCCCCAAUGAGGUGAUCAAGCACCUGUGCUUCAACCAGGGUGCGCUCUCAGUUGGAGCGGCUGGAGAAAUGGCCAUCAGUGGGCUGAACAGUGACAGCCUGGCCAAAGACGAAGGCUCGGAUUCAUCCAGUGGUGGGCCGUUGAUAACGCCCAUCAAAACUGAGGAAGUCUUCGUGGAAUAGCUUUGCAUUCAUCCACUUCAAAGUAUCGUUUCUUUUAAUGUAUUGCAUUUCAGUUGUGGGUAAAUUAUGAUCAGAAGUUAAGCUACAGAUGGAAAAUUCUGUUAUAUUGUCUCUUUUUUUCUGGGGAUUUAACUUCUGGAAAGUGCUGAAAUCUACGACUACUUUCAGCUUUUUUAACACUCAUAAAUUUGGUCACUAUAUUUAUAACAGCUUGAAAGCAUAUUUAGUCCAACAAGUCAAAUUCCUGCUUCAUUCUGUAUUUCUUUCAAGGAGUUUAUUAGUUACUUGGGUCAUUUGUUUGGGUAGUUUGUGUUUCUUCCUGUCUAAAAGCAUACAGAAAAAAGGAAGUAGUAAGCUGCUGUUAUCCUGUGUUUGUCACAGUGCAGAUCAGCCGUAGACCUCAUUAGGUUGGAUUGGUAACUCAAUUGAAUAUUUAAAACAUUAAAGCCACCAAAUUAUUAGGUUUUGGGAACAGCACCAAAAUUUAUUUUGAAAAUAAAAUUACAUUUUCUGAGCCGCUAAAUGCGGGUCUUGAUUUAGGAUGAACAUUCACUACCUCAACCGGUUUCAAACUAACCUUAAAUUUGCAUCAAAGGGUCGAGGAUCAAAGUCAACUUUAUCUUCCAGUGCCUCCGGGAAGGGUUGCACAGAUUUCAAAGUUUUCUUUUUCACACUGUUUCUAAUUUCUCAUUACAUGCGUUGGGUUAGCAAGAGCAAGGUGGAAUUGUAGAUAACCUUCAUGCAGUGCCAGAUUACCUGUCAAACAUCAUUUAUAUUGUUAACAUGACCCACAAUAUAUUUGCCUAAUUAUUCCACUUUUGUAAUUUCACAUUUAUUUGUUACAGUGCUUUUUUGUGCCAUUGCAGCUCAUCAGCAGUCUGGUUGUGUUGCUUUCACUGCGGUUCCACAUGUUUACAGUUGUGCUGUGUGUUUAAUCAAAUUGUUACUGUGUGUGAAUUUAGAAAACACUGUGGCCAAUCGUACACCUGUACAUAACGUUGCUUGAAGGGAGAUAUUUCUGUCACUGUUCGCCGAUUUAAUUUUGCCAUGAAAUGUUUUGCUUGAAUAUGCUCUCAAAUUCCUUAUUUUUGAGUUUUAUAUACAUUUUCUAAUUUUAUGUACAGUGCUUUAUUUACAAAGAAUUUUAUUAAUAUUAUCGAAUGAUCCAUUAUAGUGUCUGUAUAUUUGUCAUCUCAUUAGCUGUCUUUGUUUUAAUGAACCUGACAGUGAGGUCAUGCUGUAAAAGCACUGAUAUCUACUAAAGAUCCCUGACUACUCCCAUCAAUAUACUUGUGAUACAUCAGGAAACUUAAAAUCAGGGCAAUUUACAUUCAGUGCUAAAUAUUUCUUCCAUCUUUCUCUUUGUUAAGACCUGUAGGAAUUUAUUGUAAGAGCACUGUGAGUUAAGUUACUACUGAAAAGCUUAGAACCCAGGAAUGGCCAUUUAUUGUCUUUUUUAUUUUUUUUAUUUUUUUUUUUUAGUUAAUUUUGACAAGGCCUCUGGUGUCUUAUAAAGGGGUCAUAUGAUGCGAUUAAAAUUUUUCAUUUCUCUUUGGAGUGUUAAAAGCUCUUUGUGCAUGAAGAAGAUCUGUAAAGUUGCAAAGACUAAAGUGUCAGAUCCAAAGAGAUAUUCUUUAUAAAAGUUCAGACUUGUUCACUCCCCCCUGAAACGGCUCGUUCUAACCCCCCCCCCCCCCCCACCACCACACACACACACACACACACACACAAUUCCAUGUCAGUAUGUGGUAAUAUUUGCAUAACGCCACCCAGAUGUUCAUGCAAAGAAAGGAGUUCCUUUUAUUCUCAUUGUAGAAUUGUUGUUCAUUUCUAUUGGGGUUUUAUGUUUGUUUCAUCGCUCCGGGCAUAGGGCAUCACAAUAUGUUAAGGGGUGUAACAUUUCCAUCACACGCUUGAGGUAUUCGGCCAAUCACAAUGCACUGGAUAGCUAGCCAAUCAGAGCACACCUCGCUUUUCAGACUGAUGAGCUUUGUAAAAAUCUGCGCAGUUCAGAAGGCGGGGCAUAGAGGAGAAACAAUAAUGUACAGUAUGUGGAAAAUAACAUGUUUUUUAACCUUAAACCCCUGGAACACAUUUCAUUACACCAAAAAAAAUAUUUUAGCAGCAUUAUAUGACCCCUUUAAUUAUAAUCAUACAUCAGGCAAUGUCAUGUUUUUUUUUUUGGUUUACAAUAAAAUGCUUUAUUGUUACUAUUCCUUAUUUGUAAAAAGGCAAGUUGUUGCUCUUUGAGACAGUUAUAGGGAGGGGAGGGGUAAAGGUGCCCCUUGACGAACCCCAAAGCUAAGGCAAACAUACUGUGAUCUCUUGCUUCUCAGGAACAUGAACGGUUGUCUCUGGAAAAAAAAUACUUCCUUUGCAUUUUCAUUGUGAAUAAUGUUAAUAAAUCCUUAUGUUUUUGAAA
Messenger RNA from Carassius gibelio (silver crucian carp), 4473 nucleotides. RefSeq names its product zinc finger and BTB domain-containing protein 2-like. The coding region runs from base 435 to 2051 and encodes 538 amino acids. Gene Ontology annotation, biological process: regulation of transcription by RNA polymerase II. Lineage: Eukaryota; Metazoa; Chordata; Actinopteri; Cypriniformes; Cyprinidae. Gene Ontology annotation, molecular function: protein binding; DNA-binding transcription factor activity, RNA polymerase II-specific; RNA polymerase II cis-regulatory region sequence-specific DNA binding. The record is from RefSeq and is a predicted model, not a curated record. The transcript is spliced from 3 exons. Gene Ontology annotation, cellular component: nucleus.